AUGAAUAUCUUCGCUUACAGAAGUCGAUCUUACAAAAGGCAGGUGUGGAAUUUUAAUAACGUCGACACUACAAAUGUGAAUGGGGAACUAUCAGAAUUAGACUGGAUCUCUUCGUGUGAAAACAUCAAAGACAUUAUAUUCAAGGCGGUAUGGCUACUUUCGUUUGAUUGUUGAGAAGUACAUUCCACUGAAAACGGUAACAAUACGUGCCAAGAGUAAACCAUGGACGGAUAGUAAAGUGCACCUGUCAAUUAAGAGGCGGGACCACCUGCUCCGAUUUCACAAAAAAACGCCCAUCUCUAACAACGUGGGAACGCUAUCGGGCUCAACAUAACCUUCCUACUUCACUUGUACGAUUUGCCGAAAAAGCCUUUUAUGAAGAGUCAACAAGGAUCUGAGCAAUCCUGACAUUAACAGUAAAAAAUGGUGGUUAGUCGUUAUGAGAGUAUGUGGUCGAGAAAAUUCCUCAUCUAUUCCAACCAUUGUCGAAAACGAACGGCCCAUAUUUGAUCCCAAGGAAAAAGCGUGUAUCUCCAACGACUACUUUGUGUUACAGACUGAGCUUGCAGGCGCCAACACCAUUUUCCUAUUAUCCCGCCCUAUCAGACUCAACAGUUUUUAUCCCCUUUUAUUGCUACAGAAGAGCAAGUACUUGAACUAA
Molecule: messenger RNA, 661 nt
Organism: Pocillopora meandrina
Lineage: Eukaryota; Metazoa; Cnidaria; Anthozoa; Scleractinia; Pocilloporidae
Source: the annotation of a GenBank genome assembly